AUGGUCAAGCCCGGCAAGCUCCUCCCGCCUGACCCUCGACCAUGGACAGCAGAUCCCGAGAGCCGCAAGGCACGGAAGAACGUGGAGAAAGAGAACGGUGGCUUCGACUGGGGCCAGGCAAUCGCUCUUGGCUUUAUCGGCGCCACUGUAGUUUUUGGUAUCGACAAGUCUCUCAGGAAAUGCGAAGAGAAGCACGAGGAUGAAGGCAAACAUGAUGACAGACGCCGGCAGCGGACUCGGGACUCCCGAUCUCGGGUUGGGUGGAGCAACCAGAGUGUGGCUGGCUCCACGAGGGCCUCUACGAGAGGUCGUGGAUACGACCGGGAUGAUAGGGAUUACUACUACGACGAUGACCGAGAUUAUUGGGAUCGGAGUCGCGAAGAAAGAGAGGCUAUUCGAGCUGCGAGGGACUACAGCCGCGAGCCUGCUCGCGCACCCGAGUCGAUCAGCGGGCUGGAGCCCAGGGGCGGCCGUGACUAUGAUCGCGACUACGAUCGCGAAUAUGCCCGUGCCGCCGACCAGUUUGAUCGGGAUUAUGGAUACGGCCGGCGGUAUGACGACCAUAGACGCAGCCGGAGCAACCCUGCUUCGCGAUCGAGGGAGUACUCAAACUGGUGA
This is a messenger RNA of Colletotrichum truncatum, 618 nucleotides long. RefSeq lists its product as uncharacterized. The record is from RefSeq and is a predicted model, not a curated record. Lineage: Eukaryota; Fungi; Ascomycota; Sordariomycetes; Glomerellales; Glomerellaceae.